AUGGACCACGACCACGACUACGGGUACGACGACCACCAUGACUGGCAUGGAGGAGCUGGUGAGACCGGGGACCAUGGGUACGGAAUGACUGGUGAGGGCGACGACCAGCAUCCCACGUGGGACUCGGUCUUGUCAGAGAUACACGUCCACAUCGAUACCUACGAACAGCAUCAAAUGGACAACACUGCGCCCGAAGAAGACAAGCAGAACAAUAUGCGCCGCACCCUGAAAGCCAUCAAGCGACUUGCGAGACAACUGCGAGAGAUGGACCCCACCAGCGAAGAGGCCCAUGAGUAUUACAAAUUGACCAAGCGCGCGCACAGGGGCAGAUAUGCAGGCGAGCAUGAGGACGAGGACGAGGACGAGGAGGGAACGGGUGCGAUUGAAUACAAAUUGGAGAUGAUGGCGGAAUCUGACGACGACUCUGGAAUGGACUCGGACUCGGACGCCGAACAGGACGACCCUGAGAAUGGCUGGGCUGAUGAUCCGGAGGGAGGCUGGGACCAUGGUCAUGGUGAGGGUGAGGGUGAGGGUGAGGAAGGGUACGGUGGUGAGGAGGACCCUGGACAAGGGGGUGAAUGGGGGAACGAUUAUCACCACGGAGGCGACCACGAAGGGAACGGUUACGACCAUGGAGCUGACCACGACGGCAAUGGUCAUGGACAGGGAGAUGAUUACGACGGGCAUGAUGAUGAACAUGGCGGGCAGAACCACGGCCACGGCCACGACCAGCACCAAUAUGGUCACGGCGAUGGCGGGUAUCAGGGAGGCGACAAUGACUAUGACCAGCCAGAGUACUCGCCGCACCACCAUGGCCAUUGCUAG
Molecule: messenger RNA, 825 nt
Organism: Fonsecaea nubica
Lineage: Eukaryota; Fungi; Ascomycota; Eurotiomycetes; Chaetothyriales; Herpotrichiellaceae
Exons: 2
Coding region: 1-825 (274 amino acids)
Source: RefSeq, a predicted model, not a curated record